AUGGCUCACCAGGGAGACCAAAUGCGCGAAAAGGAAAAUAAUUUAAACGCGAAGCGUGACAAAAAUGAUACCGACCGUGGUACGGAGAUUGAUGAAGAUAAUCCCGAGAUGGCACGUUUGACCAGAUACAACGAUGGCUCGGUGAAGCUGCGGAAUCCUAACAUCGAACUCAUGGAUCAGGACAUCCUGUACCAUUUAGCGCUAGGGAGCGGGAGCCACGAUCUGCAUGAAAUGUUUGGCGAUGUGAAGUUUGUCUGCAUGGGUGGAACACCGAAGCGCAUGGAAACGUUUGCCCACUUCAUUAUGGAAGAAAUCGGCUACAAACUUCCGGCCGGUACGCAGCUGCAGGAUAUUAGUGCAUUUUCCUACCGUUACUCAAUGUACAAGGUUGGGCCUGUGCUGUCUAUCAGCCAUGGUAUGGGCGUACCGUCGGUUGGUAUCCUGCUGCACGAGCUGAUCAAGCUGAUGUACCACGCCAAGGUAAAGGAUCCGAUCUUUGUGCGAAUUGGUACGUGCGGUGGUAUCGGUGUGGAAGGUGGCACCGUCGUCAUUACGGAAGAUGCGUAUGAUGGUUUACUCCGCAACAGCUAUGAGCUGGCUAUUCUUGGCAAAAUAGUCCACCGUCCGGCAAUUUUGGAUAAACGGCUAGUGCGGGAGCUGAAGUCACUUGCCACGCACGAUGAUCCCUACGAAACAAUUACCGGCAAAACGAUGUGCACCUACGAUUUCUACGAAGGCCAGGGCAGGUUAGAUGGUGCAUUCUGUGAAUUUACGGAAACGGACAAAAUGGCGUAUCUGGAGAAAUUGCGCGAUUUCGGUGUGGUAAACAUCGAGAUGGAGUGUACCAUAUUUGCGGCGCUCACGCAUUACGCCGGCAUCAAGGCGGCAAUCAUAUGCGUAACGCUGCUGGACAGACUGAAGGGCGACCAGGUGAUGGCACCGAAGGAGGUGAUGAACGAAUGGCAACAACGACCACAGAUUUUAGUGUCCCGAUUAAUUAAGAAGCACCUCGCGCAGAUGGGCCACCUAAAGUCGCUUGCCUCGACACCGUCGUCCAUUAAAUCGCCGCGUCGGUUUAAGCUGGUGCAGCAGGAAUCGGAAGCGCACGAGUAAAU
Molecule: messenger RNA, 1115 nt
Organism: Anopheles maculipalpis
Lineage: Eukaryota; Metazoa; Arthropoda; Insecta; Diptera; Culicidae
Product: uridine phosphorylase 1
Exons: 6
Coding region: 1-1113 (370 amino acids)
Biological process (GO): nucleotide catabolic process; uridine catabolic process
Cellular component (GO): cytoplasm; cytosol
Molecular function (GO): uridine phosphorylase activity
Source: RefSeq, a predicted model, not a curated record